UUUAGAUUUACUUUUGCAAUUAAUGUUAACGGAUAAUUCGACGCGUCGUCUGUAUCGCGAACCGUUAGAUGGCGAUUCUGGUAUCAGCUCGGAGGAACGGAGAACGGAUGUUGCUGCGGCUUAGUACCGCGCAGUCGAUCCGCGAACUCGAAAGCUGCCGCGAAGUAACGCGAGUCGACCUUUGACUGCGUUUUCCAUGAACUUUUGUGAGUCACUCGGUGGCAAAGAGCUCGCGACAGCUCUCUACAGAGAACAAUAUAGAUGAGCAUCUUUAUUUCACCUGAAACGUUGCCAGUCCCUUCGGAGUAAGGAUCUGAUGAAAGAUCGAACCAUGGGCCGCACAGGAUACACGUGCAUCAGGCACGUUUUCUGCUCCCUCAACGUUCUAAUCUGGUUAUGCGCUUGUGGAAUUUUGGGUGCGGGCCUUUGGCUGCGACUGGCUUACUCCGGAUACGCGACCUUGGUACCGCAGUACAGCUUCGUGUCGGCGGACUCGCUGCUGCUCGCCGCGGGAUGCGUCACAUUCGUCAUCGCCUUCUUCGGAUGCUGCGGCGCGUGGUUCCAGUCAAGAUGCAUGCUGAUCACGUAUUUCAGCCUGGUAAUACUCAUGUUUCUCGCCGAGUUCAUGCUGGGCACCUUGGCGUUCGUGUUUAGAGAACAUCUCGCGAGGAGCUUGAAGGAGGAACUAUUGUACGGCAUUGAGAAGCACUAUAAUAUUACGAGGGAGCCGGGGACACUCUCUGCCAUGUGGGACCACAUACACACGGAGUUUCAUUGCUGCGGUGUACGCGAUUACACGGAUUGGUUCCAAAUCGAGGCGUGGCCCGAGGAGGAUCGAGUGCCGGAUUCCUGCUGCAUGCAGCGGGAACGAUACUGUGGUCGCCUAGAUUCGGAGGGUCGUAAUAAGGAGCUCUGGUACAAGGAAGGAUGCGCGACCGCCAUUCAAAUGUGGCUGGUAACCAGACUUCACGUGGUGGGCACGGUGGGCCUCGUCGUGGCCUUCCUCCAGCUGUUCGGCCAGGUGGCCAGUAUGAUUCUCUUCUGCACAGUCAGGCACAAGAGAUCAUCUCACACGUACAAGAGUUACGACACUACCAACACCUAGAAUUUCAGAUCGAUCUUAGACGAAACCACCGUCUAAGAUCGAUAAUACCUUCCUCCCGUCGCACGCAGCAGAAACGAAUCUUUCGUCGGUAUUGCUUCCUCUCUGAGGAUCCUCAUCGAGAGGAUCUCGCCGAUUUCAAUCGCGCCG
Vollenhovia emeryi is the source of this 1252-nucleotide messenger RNA. RefSeq names its product tetraspanin-9 (gene Tsp5D). Lineage: Eukaryota; Metazoa; Arthropoda; Insecta; Hymenoptera; Formicidae. The transcript is spliced from 5 exons. Bases 317 to 1105 code for a protein of 262 amino acids. The record is from RefSeq and is a predicted model, not a curated record. Gene Ontology annotation, cellular component: membrane.